CAGAACAGCAAGGUCAUGAAGGUAAGAAGACCCAAAACAUCGUCUUUAUUCCAUCUUAUCUUCCAAACCUUCACAUCCUAUUUCAUAUUUCAUAUUUCCAUUUUCAUUUUUCAUUUUUCAUUUUCAUUUUUCAUAAUUCUCUUGGCAAAGAAUGACAGAAAGGGAAGAGCCGAUGGAAUGAAAGUUUGUGUGUGCAUAUGAUGAAUUGGCUGUAUCGCCACAACAACGGAUUGCCAUUCGUUUUUUGGGGGGUGUGCCCAGAGCAUGACAUGCUCAGUUCACAUUCACAUAUUACCCAAAUGCUCAUAUACACAUGCGCAACUUAUCCCUAAACACAUGCUCAAUUUUUGCCCUGAACCUGUUGCCCAUGGCCUGGCGUGUUUGUGUGCUUUGGCCCUCCUCCUCAUUCUAUUCUAAUUUCACAACUUUGCCAUGCCAUCUAUUGUCUUCAUUUGCUCUCGGAUUGUACAUCAAUCUAUACAUCGCACAAUAUCAUCAUUUUGUCAUACUAUCACGCUACGCCCAACUUGCCCUAGGCGUGAUGAACCCAUGUUGAUCCAAGCAGAGCCAAGCAAGUGUUUGGGAAGGGAUCUCUAGCCUACUUACCAUGCAUCUUCCAUCUCACACUUCUCCACGUUGCUGUCACAUUUCGUUAUACCCUACCUGUUCUCUCAUGCUCUCAUAUUUCUGUGGUAUUAUUCCGUGGGGUUGAAGCUGGAC
This is a messenger RNA of Lobosporangium transversale, 720 nucleotides long. RefSeq lists its product as hypothetical. Bases 314 to 556 code for a protein of 80 amino acids. The transcript has a single exon. The record is from RefSeq and is a predicted model, not a curated record. Lineage: Eukaryota; Fungi; Mortierellomycota; Mortierellomycetes; Mortierellales; Mortierellaceae.